AUGAAGUUCGGAGCUAGCAUUGCAUUCUUGGCUGCCAGCCUCUUGAGUGCCGUCCAUGGUGAUGCUGUGCCAUGGGAGCGCAUCGACAAGAACAACUCGCUCUUGCUCAUCCUCGAUCUCCAGGUCGGCCUCUACCAGCUUGCUCGUGACUGGGAUGCUACUCUUUACAAGGAGAACAUCAUGGCUCACGCCGAGCUUGGCAAGCUGUUCGACCUGCCUGUGAUCUUGACGACUUCUGCUGAUACCGGCCCCAACGGUCCUCUUCCCAAGGAGAUGCUCGAGAUGUACCCUGACGCUCCUCUCAUCCGCCGCCAGGGUGAGGUCAACGCCUGGGACAACCCCGAGUUCCGCGCCGCAGUCAAAGCCUCUGGGAAGAAGCAGAUCAUCGUUGCCGGCAUUGUCACCGACGUCUGCACUGCUUUCCUCGCCCUGUCUCUCCGCGCCGAAGGCUACUCUGUCUUCGCCAACAUCGAGGGAUCUGGCACCACUACUCAACUCAUCCGCGACACCGCCAACUCCCGCAUGGAGCGAGCUGGUGUCCAACUUGUCAGCCUCUUCUCUAUCGUCUGCGAUCUCAUGCGCGAUUGGCGUGCGACUCCUGGUGCUGGUGAGGUUCUUCCGUUCCUUGACAAGUACCUACCCGUCUAUGGUAUGCUUGCUAGGGGCCAUGCUGCGGCCAUCGAGAACGGUACUGUCAUUCCUGGUGAGGCUGGUUUGAUCACCGGCCAGAACGGCACUGUUGUUAUCUAA
Messenger RNA from Macroventuria anomochaeta, 750 nucleotides. Its product is annotated as Isochorismatase hydrolase. Lineage: Eukaryota; Fungi; Ascomycota; Dothideomycetes; Pleosporales; Didymellaceae. The transcript has 4 exons. The record is from RefSeq and is a predicted model, not a curated record. Bases 1 to 750 code for a protein of 249 amino acids.